AAAUGAUGACGCAGUUAUUGUACUUGAGCUUUUAAACAAGCCUACCGACCUGUCGAGUUAUUAUACUUCCUUGUGGAUCAGCCGUGCGCAACGUAUAGCGUGGGACUUACCACAAUGGCAAUUUUCCAUUUACUUUUGAGCUGGACUGCUCAAGCUAUGAUGUUUCUGUUCUUUCUGAUCUUCAUUGCAUUUGUUGGUUACUGCUUUUAUCUUAAACACAUUCACAUGAAAUAUGACCACAUUCCUGGACCACCGAGAGACAAUUUUUUCUUAGGACAUUCAUCGUCGUUGUUGGGGGCAAUGAAGAAUGAUGGACUUAUACACGAUAAAUUUCUUGAAUGGACCGAGAAAUAUGGGCCUGUUUACAGGAUAAAUAUUCUACAUUAUGUUUCACUGUGUAUCUCCUGUCCAGAGGCGACCAAGGAAAUCCUGAUGUCCCCAAAGUACCCAAAAGAUAAAUUUGUGUACAAGAAACUCUUCAACCUGUUUGGUCAAAGGUUCCUUGGUAAUGGCCUGGUAACAGCACAGGACCACAAACAGUGGUACAAACAACGCCGGAUCAUGGACCCCGCAUUCAGCAGCUUGUAUUUGAGAGGUCUAAUGGGCACCUUCAAUGAGACAGCAGAGAAACUGAUGGAGAAACUCACAGAUAUCGCUGAUAGCAAAAGAGAAGCCAACAUGCUCCACCUAGUGAACUGUGUUACCCUCGAUGUUAUCACUAAGGUUGCUUUUGGUGUGGAUUUAGACCUGCUGAAGAAUAGUUCACCUUUCCCUAGAGCCAUCGAGACAUGUCUGAAAGGGAUGAUGUAUUAUGUCAGAGAUCUCUUUUUUGAGCUCAAGCCAAAGAACAAACCAUUCAUUAAUGAAGUAAAGGAAGCGUGUCACCUGCUGCGCACAACUGGAGCUCGGUGGAUCAAUGAGAGAAAGAUUGCCAUAAAAAACGGCAAUGACGUUCCCAAGGACAUCCUCACGCAAAUCAUCAAAACAGCUGACAAAGAGGAAAGUAUGACCAAAGAGGAUGAAGAGUUUAUGUUGGACAAUUUUGUGACAUUCUUCAUUGCGGGGCAAGAAACAACAGCUAAUCAAAUUUCUUUUUGCAUCAUGGAACUGGGAAGACAUCCUGACAUACUGGAGAAAGUGAAGAAAGAGGUGGAUGAUGUCAUUGGGAUGAAACAGGACAUAAGCUAUGACAACCUGGGGGAACUGACCUACCUCUCACAGGUGCUAAAAGAGACUCUGAGGCUUUACCCAACAGCUCCAGGGACGUCUCGUGAGGUAUCUGAAGACAUGGUCAUUGACGGUAUCCACGUACCUGGAGGAUUCAGCGGUGUUUUCAGCUCCUUUGUGUCUGGGAGACUGGAGAAAUUCUUCAAGGACCCCCUGAAAUUUGAUCCAGACAGAUUUCACCCAGAUGCUGCCAAGCCUUAUUACUGCUACUACCCCUUUGCCCUGGGUCCACGCUCAUGCCUCGGACAGAACUUUGCCCAGAUGGAGGCUAAAGUGGUCAUGGCCAAGCUGCUCCAGAGGUUUGAUUUCACCCUCGCCCCUGGCGAGAACUUCGACAUUCUGGACACUGGCACACUCAGGCCCAAGAGUGGAGUGGUAUGCACUAUCAGACACAGGAAUUACAAGAAAUAGAUGGCUACACAUUAGUAUAACAUGUCAGUGUGGGGAAAUCAGGUUGUUGGCUUGCACUAGCUUCCUCUAGUUGUUGUUUUAUAACUUUCUCUGUUAAUUGUUUUCUCUCCUUUGUAAAGGAAAUAUUAUCAUGUUUUAACGACAUAUAAGUCAUAAUUAUAUGAAAUGGUCAUAAUUACAAUUGUUAUCAUUUCCAAACAGUAAAUCACUUUUUGAGUAGAUUACAGUAUCAUUAACACUAGCACCAGUAUACCAGAUUUGCACGAGUAAAAAUAAACCCUUCAAGGACAUUUAACAGCUAUCAUAGGCACUAUUUUAACUAAUUUUUAAUAUGUUUAUCAUUUUUAUAUACUGAUGAUGGAUUCAAUGCUUGAUACUGAUUUUAUCUCAUGCUCAGUUUCCUGUGCAGUGAUUUUAUAUGUACUCAGCAGUUUGUGUUUUUGGCAAUCACUAGUAGUGUACACAGGAGGGCGCUGAGAGCUUGCAAAGAAUUCUUAAAAGCACCUGUUAAACUACGCUUUUCAGGGUAUUGAAACUCAAAAGUUGUCACCCAUCUGAACUUAACUUCAGGAGUUUGUCAACAUUUUAUGUAAUCAGAAGAUUAAUGAGUGGUGAAUCAGUUUGCAGUAGAAACCUGAUAUCAGUAUAAGUGGGGUUAAGGUUUUUCAUUUUAAAACAAUGAGAUAAUUGAGUAAAUGACUUAUACAACACAUUUUUAUGGUUAAAGAUUAACAGAGAAAAUCUUUUUACUCGCAAUCAGAAGUCUAACACUGUAAGUUAAUGGAUGUAAUAAGCUAGAAAUUCAUCUUUUAAAUGUGCUGUAAUGUAAAAACAGAAUAUAUUAUGUUACAUAUUAAAGAAAAUACUAGUCCUAA
Molecule: messenger RNA, 2513 nt
Organism: Lates calcarifer (barramundi perch)
Lineage: Eukaryota; Metazoa; Chordata; Actinopteri; Centropomidae
Product: cholesterol 24-hydroxylase
Exons: 15
Coding region: 115-1638 (507 amino acids)
Biological process (GO): cholesterol catabolic process
Molecular function (GO): iron ion binding; heme binding; cholesterol 24-hydroxylase activity
Source: RefSeq, a predicted model, not a curated record